Oxyura jamaicensis (ruddy duck) is the source of this 866-nucleotide messenger RNA. RefSeq names its product energy homeostasis associated (gene ENHO). Bases 188 to 373 code for a protein of 61 amino acids. Lineage: Eukaryota; Metazoa; Chordata; Aves; Anseriformes; Anatidae. The transcript has a single exon. The record is from RefSeq and is a predicted model, not a curated record.
GUUCACGGCUCCCAGAGGCCCAGACAUGUCGGGGGUCCUGCCGCCUGCCUGACCCCCGGGCUGUCCCGCUGCCAGCACCGCAGCCGUCCCCCCUGUCCCCCGCCAAUGCCCCCGGGCGGAGGCUGUGCUGGCGUCCCAAGCGUGGGGCUGAGCCGGGGGUCCCACUUCUCCCCUCGGGGCAGCGGCGAUGGGGGCAGCUCUCUCCACCGGAGCAGUCGUUGCGAUUUCUUUCAACUGCAUCAUCGCAUUGCUCAUCCUCAUCCUCUUCCUCAUCCUCUGCAAGGCCUGCAGGACCCCGUCGUGCCCCAAGAAGGGCCCCCCCUCUGACGCAGAUGAGGCGAGGAACGAGGAGAAGUACCUGCUGCAGCCCUGAGCCGCGUGGGCAGGCGGUGCUGGGGAGCUCAGGGACGUGGGCACCCGGCGGUGCUGAAGGAGCAGCUCGUACCUGGACAUAGCGUCCAUACCGGGACGGUGGUGCUGGCCUGGCAGGAUGGGAGCGGAGGGGACGCUGAGCUGUUUGCAGGGGCAUGACGUGGGGCAGAGCCCUUCACCCCCGUGGUCUUGGUGCAUGGACGCCCUGCGGAUGCCCGUGGUGACUGCGAGGACGGAGACACAGCGGCUGGGGACGUGCUCUGGGGACAUGCACAGCCAGCAAGCGUGGCAGGAGCCGUGCCCUCGAGCACAUCCCGUGUUCAGGGCCGGCCCGCGGGCUCCUCCGUGGUGCUGGUGGCCCGGCUUUGGAUACACGCUCUGCCCUUCCCUUGGGGACAGCAGCACGUGGAGAUUCGGCCACCAGCUCCUCGUGGCAUCGCACACCUGAGCAGGGCUGGCUGGGGGCUCAGAGAGGGGAGGCAGUGGGGCCGGUA